AUGGGCUCUGGUUUUCUCUCAUCCAUCCUGAUUGACCAACUUCUUGCUAGUCCAGCUCCUGCUGAAGAAUCGAGCGGAAGCGAAUUUGCCUUCACUGCUGUCCUCGAUGAGGACAUUGCGGUGGAAUACCUCUUUGAUGAACUCUCUAGCCUUCUACAGAGUCUGAACGCGGUUGCUGCCAAAGCUACCCCCUCGCAGCUCUUUCUACACGCUAAAGCACAGAUCGUAGAGCUGUUUCAGUUCGUCGGUCACCUGCUGGUCUAUGUUGCGCAGCGCUCUUCAGUCAGUACUCCCCCUUCUGCCGAUGACGAGUUCGGACCUACCACUCGGCUCCUGGCGACGACUGAAGCCGUCUUGAGCAGCACUUUGUUUAAACAGCUUCCAGAGAGCCUGUGCUCCUUCAUCCAGUCUGUCACCAAGAACCUCACCUCCAACCCCCAAAACAUCCAAGAGGGGGCGCCAACUCCCCACCUACCUGAUCCCGCUGCUCCCUGCGUACCCUUCUGGCCGGAGGAUGCUCCAGUUGUUGGCGGUGGUGGUGGUGGUGGCAACCCAUUUCUGUACAGUCAG
Molecule: messenger RNA, 570 nt
Organism: Dibothriocephalus latus
Lineage: Eukaryota; Metazoa; Platyhelminthes; Cestoda; Diphyllobothriidea; Diphyllobothriidae
Source: the annotation of a GenBank genome assembly